UUUUACAGAGCAUCUUUGUACCUAUGCAAACUAGCGGCCUGGCUGCUCUCCAUUGUCAUCGGGCUACCGACGGGAUGAUGAGCCCCACGACCAUUCGUAUAUCCAUUUCCUCAUGGCACGGCAACCACACCACACCCGGCUCAGCGCCAGCCAUACCUAACCGCAGAUCAUGUCGCGUCCUCUUUCGUUCACGGCCGAACGGGCCCUUGCCCUGCCUGCGGAUGAGUUUGAGGCCGCAGCGAAGAAACCACGCGUGGUCGUGACAGGUGGCUCUGGCAAGCUUGGUCGCGCCGCCGUUGUGGACCUCUUCGAAAAUGGGUGGGAGGUCAUCAAUUUCGACAGGGCUGCGCCGCCGCCCUCGGCACCGAAGGAGAUCAUCUUUAUACAUACCGAACUGCAAGAUAUGGGUCAAGUCAUGGAGAACCUGAUUGAGGUUGACACGAAAUACAAGAAGAUUGACGCUAUAGUUCAUCUUGCAGCACUGCCUGCGCCAGGCAUGAUGGCCUCUUCAACUCAGUUCUCCCUGAAUGCCAUGUCCACGUACAACAUCCUUGAGGCAUCUCGGAAGCUCGGCAUCAAGAACCUCGUCCUGGCGUCGUCCGAGACCCUCCUCGGUCUUCCUUUCAGUCCAUGGCUCCCCGAUCGCAUUCCUGUGGACGAAAACUCUCCGCGUAGGCCCGAGAGCGCAUAUUCACUUAGUAAGCUUGUCGGCGAAGUCAUGUCAGAGGAGUAUGCUCGCUGGGACCCCUCGACGAAGAUCGUGUCCUUGCGAUUCUCAAACGUGCAGUCGCCCGAAGAUUACGCUGCGUUUGAAACGUGGCAGAAGGAUCCAAUGAUCAGGAAGUGGAACCUGUUCGGUUAUAUCGAUGCUCGCGACGGCGCACAAGCGAUCCGCAAGUCUCUCGAGUACAAAGCUACUGGACAUCACCAGUUCCUGAUCGCAAAUUCGAACACCACGAUGCGCGUGCCAAAUGCAGAUUUGGUCGCUGCUUGCUUCCCAGGUAUUCCCUACAUGCCCACAAAGGGGAAAAACGACACGCUCUUGAGCAUCGACAAAGCGAAGCGCGAGCUUGGCUACUCCCCAAAGUGGGACUGGAAGUAAGUGAAUGCGACACAUAGCACGUGGGACGGCGGAGAGACACAUUGUAACAUUAGCUACUUAUUUUGUAUUUGAUCGUUUCAGACGUAUGAGAACUGUUAUAAAAUGACC
Laetiporus sulphureus 93-53 is the source of this 1210-nucleotide messenger RNA. Its product is annotated as NAD(P)-binding protein. The record is from RefSeq and is a predicted model, not a curated record. NCBI's taxonomy places the organism in Eukaryota, Fungi, Basidiomycota, Agaricomycetes, Polyporales, Laetiporaceae. The transcript has 7 exons. The coding region runs from base 170 to 1102 and encodes 310 amino acids.